Lolium perenne is the source of this 3165-nucleotide messenger RNA. RefSeq lists its product as uncharacterized. The record is from RefSeq and is a predicted model, not a curated record. Lineage: Eukaryota; Viridiplantae; Streptophyta; Magnoliopsida; Poales; Poaceae.
AUGGAUAAGAGUUGGAUGGAAGCUUCAAGGUCUUCAGAUGAGUAUGCAGCUGGAGUCUCCUUAUUCUUAAAAUUUGCUAUAAGAAAUGAAGUGCAAGAUAGGAAGAUACUUUGUCCAUGCAAAAAUUGUGGUAACAGGUUCUGGUAUGAUGUAGACAUUGUGAAUGAUCAUCUAGUCUGUACUGGAUUCAUGCCUGGAUAUAAAACCUGGCUGUUUCAUGGUGAACCAGCUGUUAACAAUGAUCCUGACACACACUCUAGCUCUCCAGAAGAUAGUAGUAAUGCUAGAGAUGAGAUUGACCAGCUAUUGUUAGAUGGGUUUGACAUGUACAAUAGAAGUUCAUUGCAUUCAGAAAAAGAAGAAGGCAGUGAAGAUGACAGUGAAGAUGAAGAUGUCGAAACAUACAAGAGGUUAGUCAAUGAUGGUGGCCAGCUGUUGUACCCAGGAUGCAAGAAGUUUUCAAAGCUGCAGUUUCUAGUAAGACUGCUCAACAUUAAAAAUGUCAGGGGAAUGACAAAUGCUGCAUUUGAAGAUAUGCUGACACUGUUCAGGGAAGCAAUACCUGAAGGACAUUCUCUGCCGAAGAAAUUUCAUGAAGCAAAGCAGUACAUCAGAGGAGUUGGUCUUGCAUAUGAUACUUAUGAUGUAUGUUUCAAUGACUGCAUAAUUUUCAGAGGCAUCCAUGCCAAUGCCAAUGUCUGCCCAGUUUGCAAAACAAGCAGAUGGAAGACUGAGAGAAGUGUAGUAGGUGGGAAGAGAAUCAGUAGAGUUGCAAGGAAAGUUAUCAGACAUUUCCCACUGAAGAAAAGAGUCAGGAGGUUGUUCAUAUCUAACAAAACAGCAGCUCUGAUGAGUUGGCACAAUGAUGGGAGAACCAAAGAUGAAGUAAUGAGGCAUCCAGCUGAUUCACCUGCUUGGAAGAACUUUGACAGCAGGUACAGGUCGUUCAGCAAAGAACCAAGGAACAUAAGAUUUGGACUAGCUACAGAUGGAUUCAACCCGUUCAGGAAUAUGAACUUGUCAUAUAGCAUCUGGCCUAUAAUUCUGAUCCCAUACAACUUCCCUCCCUGGAUUUGCAUGAAGGAAACCAACUUCAUAUUGUCUGUCAUUGUACCAGGAAGGAGAUCACCAGGGAAAGACAUUGAUGUAUACCUGCAACUUGUAAUUGAUGAGCUACAGGAGUUGUGGCACCAUGGUGUUCUUGUACAUGAUGCUCAUUUUGGUAAAAAGUUUAGAGUCUAUGCUGCACUUCUCUGGACCAUUAGUGACUGGCUGGGCCGUGGAAUAUUGAGUGGUGAAAGUAUUGUUGUCUGUUCUCAUUGCCUCUUAGGAACUUGCUCUAGAAGGUUGAAGCAUGGGCACAAAGCAUGUUUCUUAGGUCACAGAAGGUUCUUGUCAAGGGAUCAUGCAUUCAGAAGAGAUGAGGAAUCUUUUGAUGGUACUACUGAUUUCAGGGAUCCUCCAGUACAGCCAACAGGGGAAGAAAUUUCUGCUAUGACAAUGGAUAUCCAAACUGCAUAUGGAAAACUACAGAAGCAAAAGAGGAGUGUAAGGAAGAAAAGGAAAAGAGGAGAAGGGGAUGAGGAUUUGGAGAAUAAGGAGGAAGUACAUACUGUUGAAUCAACUUUUAAGAAGAGGAGCAUCUUUUUCCAACUAGAAUAUUGGAAAUUUUUGCUAGUGAGACACAACUUGGAUUCAAUGCACAUUGAAAAGAAUGUGUUUGACAACAUAGUCAACACUUUGCUUGAUGUGGACAAAAGGUCAAAAGAUAAUGCAAAUGCUAGGAUGGAUAUGAAGAGAAUGAAGAUCAGAGAACAUUUGCAUAUUGAUGAAACACAAGAAAAACCUGACUUGCCAGAUGCAGUGUACUACAUGGAGUCAUCAAAGAAGAAGAUGUUCUGUGGUCUGGUGAAAAAUGUGAGAUUUCCAGACAACCAUGCUUCCUCAAUGUACAACAAGGUAAGGUUAGAGGAAAACAAGUUUGUUGGGCUGAAAACUCAUGAUUGCCACAUUUUGUUUGAAGAAAUCUUACCUCUGGCUGUAAUGAAGACAUUGCCUAAAGAAGUUGCAUUGCCCUUGGUGAAGCUUGCCAAGUGUUUCAAGGUCAUUACUUCGAAGAUCGUCAGCAAUAAAGAGAUAGCAAUUGUUGAAGACCAGUUGCCAGAGAUAUUAUGUCAACUUGAGAAGAUUUUUCCUCCAACAUUCUUCGAUAUAAUGGAGCACCUGGUUAUACAUCUUCCAGCUGAAGUGAGACUUGCUGGGCCUGUUCAAUUCAGGAACAUGUGGUCCACAGAAAUGUUCAUUGGCAACAUGAAAAACUGGGUACACAAUAGAAGCCACCCUGAAGGAUCCAUUGCAGAGUCAUAUUUGUUCGAUGAGUGUUUGACAUUCUGCAGUAGAUAUGUGGAUGAUUGUAACACCAAGUUCAACAGAGCACCAAGACAUGAUGAUAAUUUGACUAGUAGUGCAAACAAAAAUUGCAGCAAGUACCUGACGAUUUUUGGAAGACCAUUAUCAGCUUGCAGUAUUUCUGAACUAGAUUACCUGUCAUGGACACAAGCACAGAAGUAUGUACUCUUCAAUUAUGAGCACAUCAGUUCUUACACAGAGAAGCAUAUGAAAUCUUUAGCUGCUGGGAAAAAGAGAAAAUGUAAAAGACAGAUAGAAGUAGAACAUCACAGAACAUUCCAUACUUGGUUCAUUGACCAUGUGCAGUCUUUGCUUCUUAAAGGCACAAAAUUGCCAGAAGAUAUUGUUUUGCUAGCAAACAAGCCUUACAUGAUGGUCAAGAAGUACAACAGCUACAGCAUUAAUUGUCGUGGAUCCUUCUACAACAUCAAGGUCUCCGACCUCGGGCCGCACAGCGUCCAACAGAUUUCGCUGUUCGUGGCGCUGUGCGAGUGCUACCUGGGCUGUCCGCCCUAUUUCCCACUGUGGGAGUACACUCCCCCCGGCGAGGUCUGCAUCCCCCAGUUCAGCCCCGAGCCCAGCGUCCCGCGACGCCUCAACGUCCGGUCGCUGCCGCGCGAGCAGGAGGAAGUGGUGAAGGAGAUGCGCCAGGCGAUCCAGGCGCUGAAGGAUAGCGGCCUGACGGCGGUCAAUAUCGCUGGCAGAAGAUCGCUGACCACCUUCCCCCCCUUGCCGGGAAGGAGCCUCCGGAAAUGA